This is a messenger RNA of Andrographis paniculata, 1197 nucleotides long. RefSeq names its product cytosolic sulfotransferase 12-like. The transcript has a single exon. Lineage: Eukaryota; Viridiplantae; Streptophyta; Magnoliopsida; Lamiales; Acanthaceae. Gene Ontology annotation, molecular function: sulfotransferase activity. Bases 36 to 1016 code for a protein of 326 amino acids. The record is from RefSeq and is a predicted model, not a curated record. Gene Ontology annotation, cellular component: cytoplasm. Gene Ontology annotation, biological process: sulfation.
UUUAUUUCUAUAUAUAAUACUAUAUCAACGUAUGAAUGACAAAUCCCUCUACAUAUAUAUCUCUCUACGUAAAAAGCUUCCAAACCAUUACAAUGGCGGACUCAAAAGAGAAAUCGUAUUCCGAAAUAAUUGAGAAAUUGCCAAAAGCGCGUUUCUGGGAAGCCCAAGACAUCUACCACUGGGAAGGCUUCUGGUUCUGGAGAGACGUUCUGAAACUGGUUAUGACCUUCCGCGACAACUUCCUCGCCCGAAACGACGACGUUUUGCUCGCCUCCCCCAUGAAGACAGGCACCACAUGGCUCAAGUCCCUCGCCGUCUGCAUCCUCCCCGACGGCCGUACCGGCGACGCAACCGCCGCCGAAAAUCCUCAUUCCCUCCUCCCCACCGUCGAGGCUUCGCAUUUCGCCAUCAAACCCUACGAGAUCGACAUCUACGACGCGUCCGCUCCGCGAUUGAUUCACACGCACAUCCCCUACUCUCUCCUCCCCGAUUCGAUCAAGAGCUCCUCGUCUUCCACAAAAAUCGUGUACAUCGCUCGAAACCCUAAGGACACGUUCAUCUCCAUGUGGCAUUUUUACAACUCCGCUUUGUGUCCGAUUCCUCUCGAGAAAGCCUUCGAUUGCUUCUGCUCCGGGGUCUAUAAUUCCGGACCGUUAUUCGACCACAUGGCAGAGUAUUGGAUCGAGAGCCAGAAACGGCCUGAGAAGAUCCUGUUUAUGAAGUACGAGGAGCUGAAGAGCAAUCCGAAAGUACAAAUAUCUAAAAUGGCGGAAUUUUUGGGAAAGCCGUUGGCGAGAGAGGAUGAGGUGGAGAAGAUUCUAUGGAGAUGCAGUUUGGAGAGAUUAAGGAACCUCGAGGUGAAUAAGAAUGGGAAAGAUUUUGUUAACGUGUCGAAUAGGAGCUUCUUUAGGAAAGGGGAAGUCGGGGAUUAUAAGAACUAUUUGACGCCGGAGAUGGAGGAGAAGAUCGACCAAAUGUCGCGCGAAAAGCUCGAGGCUAUUGGGCUCUUUCUUUGAUUCGGAAAUUCCGUUCGUGGCUAAGUCGUUAUGAUCAAUUAUUACUCUUGUUCGAGAUAUUUUCUCAAUUAUAUUUAUGUCUUAUAAUGUGUGAUCAAAAUAUAAUAACAUGCAACAACAACUGCGUAAGGUUUAAUAUAGUUGUGUUAAAUAAAACAUCUAAUGUCCGUUUAUAUUUGUA